UCGGAGUGUGCUCGUUCUUACUCGCCUCUCAAAAGAAGCCCAGAUGAGGGACCAUUCGAUGUCACAGACCCAAAUCAUUUCCAUGCUCCGUACAAUAUGCGUCUGCUUCCGAAAUAUCUCGUUGAUAUCCAGGUCUGCGGUUUCUGCUUCUGGUGUGGGUAUUCAUCUCAGUUUCUGGACCAUAUUGUCUGCCAUGGUUACAUUGACACUGGAACUGUUUUGUCAACUUGCACUAGGAAAGAAUUUUUAUUACUUUCGGGGUCACGCUUGUCUAAAAAUGCGGAGCACCUCGAUCAUGUCGAAAGUCUAAUUCCAAAUAAAAUUCUUGGUUCGGUAGGAGAAGAAGCUCUUUCUUCUAUCACUAGGAAACCGAAACGGAGAACAUCUAAAGAAGGUAACGAAAAGCUCAUCAAGACUAUACACCCAAUUCAUCCGUAUACGACAACGAUGAAUCCGAUACCAGUUCUAUCGCUAGUUCAACGAAUGACUUUUCUGGGUCCAAAGAUACUCACGCACAAAGUGGAGUGCAGCCUUCGGCAGAUGCGCAAAGCUCGAUGGCUCCAACAAGCACUACAGAUACCCAUUCAGAGCGAAUAUUCCAUGAUGUUUCCUCCUAUAGUAUGGAUGGUGAGCUUUUAG
Molecule: messenger RNA, 639 nt
Organism: Cylicostephanus goldi
Lineage: Eukaryota; Metazoa; Nematoda; Chromadorea; Rhabditida; Strongylidae
Source: the annotation of a GenBank genome assembly